UCCACAGAUCACUAGCUCUCUCUCUCUCUCAGACUGAAAAUGCUUGUCCUGUUGGUGUCCACACUGCUCUUCUCAGUUUCCGGAGCUGAGGAGUCUCUGUUUGUGCGUAAGGGAGGCUCUGUUCGUCUGGAUGUGCAGGGAUAUGAACGCCUCCGGUUUGACUCCCUUUUCUGGCAUUUCAAUAUCUCCACAGCCGUACUCGUAUACAUUAAUAAGUUUAAAGAUCUGAAAUUAUGUAAAGAUUAUAAAAGCAGGACGGAAUUUGAUCAGAGGAACUUCUCUCUGCUGCUGAAGAACGUGAGGCUGAGACACAGUGGGACGUACACAGCCACGAUAUCUGAUAAGUCAGGACAGCAGAUUCUUGUUGCUUCCUACAGGCUCACAGUUCAAGUCUCCAGAGCUGAGGAGUCUCUGUUUGUGCGUAAGGGAAGCUCUGUUCGUCUGGAUCUGCAGGAAUAUGACGGACUCGGGUUUCGCUCCCUUUACUGGCAUUUCAAUAUCUCCAUACCCAUACUAGAAUACAGACCUAAAAAUCUGGAAUUAUUUAAAGCUUAUAAAACCAGGGCAGAAUUUGAUGAAAAGAACUUCGCUCUGCUGCUGAAGAACAUGCAGGAGAGAGACAGUGGGAUCUACACAGCAGACAUAUAUGAUGAAGAAGGACAGCGAAGACAUGUUGCUUCCUACAGGCUCACAGUUCAAGAGGCCCCGCCCACACCCCAGGUGAGAGUGGCGUUACUCUCCUCUGCUGGAGGGUUCUGUAUGGUGUCAGUGAACUGCUCUGCUAAAGACACCUGGGCCAGCUACACCUGUGACCACGCCCACUGCACACAGGUAGCAAAUACAACCUUGCAGACAGGAGUCAAUAUCAUCGUCAUGGCAACCAAUGGGACCAUCCACUGCAACAGCAGUAACCAGGUCGACACAAAGACACAAUCAAAAUCCAUGAAGGACGUCUGUCCAGUUACUCCAGUAAAAUCAUCUCCUGGCCUCCCACCAUGUGCGCUAAAGUCAGUGCUGUUCUCCCUGGGUCUGGUUGCCAUGGUUUCGGCUGUCAUCGCAGUUAAUGCCAGAGAGAGGUGCUGCAGAGAUCAAUCAGGACUGAGAGAGAAGGAUAAAUCAGUCAGAGGGGAGGAGAGAAUUAAUAUCUGAAAUAACUGUGUGUGUGCGUGCAUGUGUGUGUGUGUGUGUGUGUGUGCAUGUGUAUGUGUAUGUAAGUGUGCGUGCGUGCGUGCAUGUGUGUGUGUGUGUGCUUGUGCGUAUGUGUGCAUUGGUGUGUGCGUGUGUGUUUGUAUCAAAAAACUACAAGCUCAUGAAUGCAUAUAAAACAAGCAAUCCUAGCAACGCAGUGCAGUACAUAUUUAAAAUAUUUCACCAGCACCACCCCAACCUUUGGGAGGGAAAACACAAGCACACAGUCAUAUUGGGGGUGAACUGAUAAUUAACUAGUUUGUUCAAGCUUUGCUGUGAUUUAUUGCAAUGCUUUUUUAGCUACUAUGAGAUUUUAACUGUAUUUUUAAAGUUUUUUGUUUCAAACGUUUAUGUUUUUUAUAUUUGUAAGCUAAAUUCUUCAUGUGCUUUUGGAUUUUUAUGUGUUUUUGGAUUAUGAGCUUUUCAUCCACUCCAGCCAAAGAUGAUUUUCCAUCUGAUGAAAAAUAAAGUUUUCUGAAUCGAAAGUA
Messenger RNA from Anguilla rostrata (American eel), 1676 nucleotides. RefSeq lists its product as uncharacterized. NCBI's taxonomy places the organism in Eukaryota, Metazoa, Chordata, Actinopteri, Anguilliformes, Anguillidae. The coding region runs from base 40 to 1149 and encodes 369 amino acids. The transcript is spliced from 7 exons. The record is from RefSeq and is a predicted model, not a curated record.